AUGUUUAAUGUGUUAUGUACUGAUGAACGUCAUGCAAAUUGUUUUAAUUUAAAACAAUUUAAAUCAUAUUUAUGUCGUCGUAAUGAUUAUUGUAUGAAUAAUGAAGAAUGUUUUCAAGAUAAACCAAUAUGUCCAUCAACUCUUAUUUGUGUUUGUUCAAAUUGUUAUUAUGGAGAUCGAUGCCAAUUUUAUGAUGAACGAUUUAGUUUAUCAUUAGAUGCUAUUCUAAAUUUUGAAAUUAAGCGAUAUGUUUCAUUUAUUGAUCAACCAUUAAUGGUUACAAUCUGUGCAAUAUUAACAAUGAUCAUGUUUAUACUUAGAUUUUUGAAUGGAUCUCUUUCAAUUAUAACUUUUUAUGAUAAGAAAUUACGAGAAGUUGGAUGUGGAAUUUAUGUACUAGGUUCAUCAAUUAUUUCGUUAUUGAAAAUCAGUGUAUUUGCAUUGAAUUUUUGGUUACUUUUUAUAGUACAAUCAAAUUUAGUUACUGAUCAUUCGUUUUUACUUGCUCGAUGUGUUACUAUUGAACCUUUAUUGAAAAUACUUUUUUCAAUGAAUAAUUGGUUAAAUGCAUGUCAAGUACGUUAUUCACCAAUUAUGCAAAUAUUCAAUUCAAUUAUAUUAAUAAUUCAUUUUAUUAUUCCAUUCUCAAUCAAUCUAGUUUCAUCAAUAUUUAUAAUAAAAAGUUCAUAA
Messenger RNA from Rotaria sp. Silwood1, 690 nucleotides. The record is from the annotation of a GenBank genome assembly. Lineage: Eukaryota; Metazoa; Rotifera; Eurotatoria; Philodinida; Philodinidae.